Molecule: messenger RNA, 2386 nt
Organism: Ceratosolen solmsi marchali
Lineage: Eukaryota; Metazoa; Arthropoda; Insecta; Hymenoptera; Agaonidae
Gene: Vps51
Product: vacuolar protein sorting 51
Exons: 10
Coding region: 16-2220 (734 amino acids)
Biological process (GO): retrograde transport, endosome to Golgi; Golgi vesicle transport; lysosomal transport
Cellular component (GO): EARP complex; GARP complex; membrane
Source: RefSeq, a predicted model, not a curated record
UUAAUAAAUUUAAAAAUGACAUUAGAAAGUUGUAACAGUCCAUACGACCUUAAUGGACAAAAUUUUGAUGCUGAAAUAUAUUUACAGAAAUUAUUUAAGGAUUAUAACCUUAAACAGAUUAUGGAUCAUGAAGUAGAAAUCAUUCAUGAUACACAAACUUUACACUCUGAUAUGCAAACUCUUGUAUAUGAGAACUACAAUAAAUUUAUAUCAGCUACAGAUACAGUUCGUAAGAUGAAAUAUGAUUUCAAUCAAAUGGAAGAAUCAAUGGAUAUGCUGGCAAAAAAUAUGGAUAGCAUUACUUCUUUUUCUGAACAAAUAUCUUCAACGUUACAAAGUAGUCGUCAUCAAAUAACCAGAUUAUCAUCAGUUCAUAGUCUUUUAAAAAAACUGCAAUUUUUAUUCAAGCUACCAAAUAAAUUAAAAGAUAGAAUAAAAGAUGAAAAUUAUAGUCAGGCUGUUCAAGAUUAUAUUCAUGCACAAAGAGUAUUAAACCAAUAUGGUAAUAUGCCUUCCUUUCAAGGAAUACAAAAAGACUGUGAAGAAAUUGUUGAUGAAUUAAAAGAUAAACUACGCACUCAAUUUCAUAAAAGAGAAGCCUCAACUAAAUUAUUAGCAGAAAGUAUUGAUUUGCUGCUUCAAUUAAAAGAACCAACUGAUGUAUUAUGUGCUGACUUUCUAAUUCAUGCUGAUAUACGAUUGUCAGAACUACUUGAAAAUUUGAAAGAUAUGUGUGAAAAUGAUAUUAUUGAAUUUGUUGAUAUGGGUAGUUCUGGUUUUUUAAGUGAUUUAUGUUUAAUUGUUGCAUCUUAUAAUGACAUGUUUGUAAAUAGACCACCUUUGGAUACAAAUGAAUUCAGUGAUGAUUUUGAUACAAAAGCUGUUUCUCGUUUAAAUACAUUUAUUAUGAAUAAUAUGAAAAAAUAUUUUGAUCUUGUAAAAAAAAGAGUUGAAAAUGUAGCUGAUACUGUGAUUUUAGUCCGAGCAUUAGAUCGAUUUUAUAGAAGACUUCAGGCUAUGAAUGUACUUUCUGAAGAUACAGAUUUUUCUAGAACUGGAACAGAAAUUGUUAUAACUGCAGGUAGAAAGCAAUGUCGAAAUCAUCUCUCUGCUUUAAAACAAUACUUAAGUGAAACUCUUGCUAAGGUAAGACAAACUUUAGCAUCAAAAGUAUCUUCGAAUGGUGAUGGUGGUUUGGCAGAACUUCAAGCUCUACUUGUAAUGCCCACCAUUGAGAAAAUAAAAGGAAUUUUACAAGAUUUAUUGGUUUUUUUACAACCAGAGUUGUCGUUUGGACUUAAACCACAGUUUUUACAACGUUUUUGUAUUGAUGAAGUACGAGAAGGUUUAGUAAUCGGUUUUCUCCAUCAUUUAACCGCUAUUGCAAAUGGAUUUUGUACUGGAUUAGAUGCUCCUAAAUUUCCACCAACAUUACUCUUACUCUUAAGUAAAAUGUGCCUUGAAUUUAAAGACAGUAAUGUUCACUAUCUUCUCAGCUCAACAGAUAACUUAUUUAACGUAGACGAAUAUGCAUCUUCUAAAAGUGAUGUAACUUCUGAAAUGGAGAUCUGCGAUAAUUUUCAAAAAGCUGCUCAAGAACUUUUAAAUCACUUUGUUCGGUUACAAGGACUGACAGUAUCACAGAUGCUAAGAAAAUCUAUAGAAACUCGUGAUUGGCUUCACACAAUAGAACCAAGAACUGUUAGAGCAGUAAUGAAACGCGUUGUCGAGGAUAUAACUGCAAUUGAAUUACAAGUCACUGCACUCUAUGAUGACAUCGAUGGACAAAUGGACAGAAGUAGUGAUAGUAGUAGAAAAACUCAUAGUGUUUCAAGGCAUCAGUAUCGAUCAAAUUGGUCUUCCUUUACACCAAGCCAUUUAGACUCUUCAUUUGUAUCCAGCAUACACAAACUUUUUUCCGAACGAAUUGAAAUUUUUUCAUCAGUACAAUUUAAUAAAAUGUCAAUUUUGACUGGAAUUAUCAAAAUCAGCCUCAAGACUUAUCUAGAAUGUGUCAGACUGCGAACGUUCAGUAAAUUCGGACUUCAACAAAUACAAGUAGAUACACAUUAUCUUCAAUUAUAUCUUUGGCGAUUCGUUAGCGAUGAAAAUUUGGUGCAUUUUCUGUUGGAUGAAAUUCUAAGCAGUGCAGUACACAGAUGCCUAGAACCAAUUCUCAUGGAGCCCAGCGUCGUUGAUAUUAUCUGCGAAAGAAAUUAAUUAACAAAUCACACCAAAUAUCGUUACCACUACUACUGUAGUGUCAUUAAUUUGAAUUAUAAUUUGAAUAAAUAUUUCCAUUCAGUAAGUGCAUGCAUACAACCAAAACAUAUAAAGCCUACUGUAAAUAUUAGUUUAUCAAAUGAAAAAUGAAAUUGAAUUUUAG